AUGAGUGAUCCUGUCGACGCGGCAGACUUGGUGGUCGUGGCUCAGGCUCACGUCCCCAAGCAGUCUCUGGACCUCGUCCCAGUCAAAGAACACGAGACUACGGUGGUUGCAACAGCCCCUAGACUUGAUGAUCAAGGCCGCGAAAUUCCCACUGAAGAAGAAGAACACACUCUCCGUCGCGUUGCUGGCAAGGUUCACUGGACUGCGUACACGAUCGCCUUUGUUGAACUCUGCGAGCGUUUCUCCUACUAUGGAACCACUGCUGUCUUCGUCAACUUCAUUCAGCAGCCUCUCCCCGAUGGUUCGAGCACUGGAGCCGGUCACAGUGGACAGUCUGGUGCCCUAGGCAUGGGUCAAAGAGCGUCCACUGGUCUGACAACUUUCAACACAUUCUGGUGUUACCUGAUGCCUAUUCUGGGUGCUUACAUUGCCGACGAGUUCUGGGGACGGCUGAAGACGAUUCAGGUCUCAAUCGCCUUCGCAAUGGUUGGACACGUCAUCCUGAUUAUAUCCGCCUUGCCAUCUGUUAUCGCGCAUCCGCAUGGCGCUCUGGGAUGCUUCGCUGUCGGUCUGGUCAUCUUUGGAGUUGGUGUGGGAGGUUUCAAGUCAAACAUUGCCCCUCUGAUUGCUGAACAGCACAAGGAAACAAGGUCCUUCAUCAAGGUGAUGCCCAAGACAGGCGAGCGUGUCAUUGUGGACCCUGCUCAAACUGUCACUCGAAUUUUCCUGUACUUCUACUUCAUGAUCAACGUCGGCGCCUUAGUUGGCUCAAUCGUCAUGGUGUAUGCCGAGAAAUACGUGGGAUUCUGGCUUGCAUUCCUUCUUCCAACCAUCUUGUUUGCGCUCUGCCCUCUUGUGAUCUUUGCAUGCCGCAACAAGUACGAGGUCACACCCGCUACUGGCUCGGUUUCCGCGAAAGCAUUCAAGCUCUGGGCUUUUGCUCUAAAGGGCCGCUGGUCGUGGAAUCCCGUGAGAUUCGUGCGGAAUUGCCAGUCUCCUGACUUCUGGGAGAGAGUGAAGCCUAGCAGGGUUCAAAAUAAGCCAGAGUGGAUGACGUUUGAUGACCAGUGGGUCGAUGAAGUACGCAGAGCUGUGAAAGCGUGUGCUGUCUUUCUCUGGUACCCUGUCUACUGGUUGGCCUAUGGGCAGAUGACCAACAAUUUGACCUCGCAGGCAGCCACGAUGGAGCUGCACGGUGUUCCUAACGACUUGAUCAAUAACCUGGACCCUCUCGCAUUGAUCAUCUUCAUUCCCAUCAUGGAUCAGUUCAUCUACCCCGGUAUCCGCAGGAUGGGAUUCAACUUCACCCCCCUCAAGAAGAUCUAUGUCGGCUACAUCCUUGCCUCCAUGUCCAUGAUAGCGGCUGCCGUCACGCAAUACUACAUCUACAAGAUGAGCCCGUGUGGCGACCAACCCAGUGCCUGUGACAGCCCGGCACCAAUCAACGUGUGGGUUCAGACCCUGCCGUAUGUCCUGAUCGCUUUCUCGGAGAUCUUCACCUCUAUCACGGGUUAUGAGUAUGCAUUCACAAAGGCUCCCAGGAACAUGAAGAGUUUAGUCCAAUCGAUUUUCCUCUUCAUGAACGCCAUCUCGUCUGCUAUCCAGCAAGGACUUACUGGGUUGUCCACCGACCCGCUCCUGAUCUGGAACUAUGGAUUCGUGGCUGUCCUGGCGUUCGUUGCUGGCAACCUCUUCUACUUGACCCACUAUUCGCUGGACAAGGAUGAGGACCGACUCAACAAUCUCGAGGCCUCGGCGUACCUUGGUAGCAACCCGGGUGCUCGAAAUGAGAAGAUUGACCCGGAGCCGUAG
Molecule: messenger RNA, 1812 nt
Organism: Aspergillus viridinutans
Lineage: Eukaryota; Fungi; Ascomycota; Eurotiomycetes; Eurotiales; Aspergillaceae
Product: putative MFS peptide transporter
Exons: 7
Coding region: 1-1812 (603 amino acids)
Biological process (GO): transmembrane transport; oligopeptide transport
Cellular component (GO): membrane
Molecular function (GO): dipeptide transmembrane transporter activity
Source: RefSeq, a predicted model, not a curated record